Hemicordylus capensis (graceful crag lizard) is the source of this 846-nucleotide messenger RNA. Its product is annotated as gap junction beta-5 protein-like. Gene Ontology annotation, cellular component: connexin complex. The transcript has a single exon. NCBI's taxonomy places the organism in Eukaryota, Metazoa, Chordata, Lepidosauria, Squamata, Cordylidae. Gene Ontology annotation, biological process: cell communication. The record is from RefSeq and is a predicted model, not a curated record. The coding region runs from base 1 to 846 and encodes 281 amino acids.
AUGAACUGGGGGGUUUUCGAAGGCCUCCUGAGUGGGGUGAACAAAUACUCCACAGCCUUUGGACGUAUCUGGCUUUCGGUGGUCUUCAUCUUCCGGCUGCUAGUGUACAUCGUGGCAGCUGAGAAAGUGUGGGGUGAUGACCAGAAGGAGUUUGACUGCAAUACCGAGCAGCCAGGUUGCCCCAACGUCUGCUUCGACCACUUCUUCCCCAUCUACCACAUCCGCCUCUGGGCCCUGCAGCUCAUCCUGGUCACCUGCCCAUCCUUGCUGGUGGUCAUGCAUGUGGCCUACCGAGAAGCCAAAGAGAAAAAAUACAAGGAGAAGUAUGGGGAAAACUGUGGGCGGAUCUUCCCUGACCCAGGCAAGAAGCGCGGGGGCUUGUGGUGGACCUACCUCUUCAGCCUCCUCUUCAAGGCCUUCGUGGACAUUUCGUUCCUCUGUAUCUUCUACCGCAUCUACCCCAACUAUACCCUUCCCGAUGUGGUCAAAUGUUCCCUCCCGCCUUGCCCCAAUGUUGUAGACUGCUACAUCUCAAAGCCAACAGAGAAGAAUAUCUUCACCCUGUUCAUGGUGGUUACCGCCUGCAUUUGUAUCCUGCUCAACGUCCUUGAAGCCUUCUACCUCAUUAGCAAGAGGUUGAAAGAGUGCCUAGAAGCCAGAAAUGAGGACCACAGGGGGCACCACAGUGAGACUCUUAUCCUCAAAACGGACCGGGGCUCCCUGCCCCAAAGCCAGCAGGAUGCCAUCGAAGUUGGCGUGCAGGUUUUCCAUGGGGCAGAUUACAAACCAGCCACAGCCCCGCUCACAACUAGCUCCAUGUGUGGUGAAAAAGAGCUCGCAAAAUAA